AUGCAUUUUGCGGCCGUGGUAUCCUUUGCUGCUGGGCUGCUGCUUGGAGGAUGCAUCAUCGUCUUUGGUCUCCGUGGCUCCUUGUUUCGCCGCGACACUCUUCUGCGACAAAGUUCGUAUGAGAGGCCUGCGACGCUGUCAGCCAACACACCAGGAGUGCGUCCGCCGGCCACAAGGCCUUCCGGAUCUUCCGGCGAUCCGCCUGCGUCAAGAGGAUCACACCCGCCGAUACCUUCACCGCCUUCACCUUCGCCUCAGAUUCGUCAAGAUCCAAGCGGCUUGCGCUCCUGUACAACGCGCUCCUGCUUAGGCUCACGAACUGCAGGUGGCGACAUAUCGCAAAUUCACAGAUCGGUGAUUCUAUUGGCGACGGGUGGUGAACAGCUGCCUGUUUUUCACGGUCCGGGCUUUUUCCCGCUGUACAUCGUCACAGAGGACAAGGAUGCACAGACCCUUUUCGAGGGUGGGGCAAACAGUCUGUUGUACGGACUGGACCGGUUUCAGGAUCUUCCGUUUGUUGACUUUGCAGCAGACAUUGUCGUGCUUGAUGUAAGCUCCUUUUCAAAAGCUUCACUUGGUGGUGUGGUAACCGAAGCGGUGCGCAUUUUGGCACCACAAGGAGUACUGUUCGUUUCGGGCGCUGCUGAUUUCGACAUAUCAGACUUCAGCCCGCAGGCGGCUAAACUUGUCUUUGCUGGUUCCUAUGCCCAUUCAUUUGUGCGUCGGGUGGGAGUUGUACCAGAUUUACCAGUUUGCAAAGCAUGUGGGAUGAGAUCUAUGUUUGGCGACCGGAAGAUUGAGCUCUCUCCGGAAAACCAGUGUCAAGCGUGGAUACAACCAGGAUUCAAAUCAAUAUUCCAGAAAGAAACUGCGAGUAAGUUCAACCCCAAACCAAAGGAAAGCGUUGAAAACCAACGUCUGCAACAUUGGUGGCGGCCAAAUGUGCUAAAGACACAGCAGGGAGAGGAUGAAUGGGCUGAUGUUUAUAGCAAAAAGUCUGCACAUGUAUACAAAGCUGGCUACACAAAUUCAGAUCCUUACAAAUUGCCCCCACAUUUGGAAGAGGCUGUGAAAGCUGGAAAGUUCAAACGAAUUCUCGAUGCAGGGGCAGGAUCAUGUUCUUUGGAGGGCGAACUCCGGCGCAAAGGAUAUUUCAAGACUGUUCGCAAUUUCUUGGCUUUUGGCGCUUACGAUUGUUCUAUGCUCCGCAUUUGUGCAGAGCGAGGCUCGAUUUCCUUCCAGCACAAUUGGCUGAUUCCGCUACCCGUGUGUGCUUCUUGUAAGUUUGACCUCAUAUAUCAGUUUGCAGGGAUACAUCACAGGCGAGUUUUCGAAAACUAUGCAAAGUUCUUGGACAACAUGCUGGCCGUCCUUGAAUGCAACGGACUGCUUUUCGUCAAUGAUCAUGGACCCUGGCGGCCUGAAUUUCGCAAAGCUUUGAAGAUCCGAGUUAGGCGAACGAUUGCUACAUAUACAGAAAGCAACAAUGGAGCGUUUGCAAUCAAUCGCAUUUGCUAAUUGCUUUACAAUGUCGCAGUCCUCCUAGGUCGGCGAGGGUGUGAAAUAUAUUCCUUGACUGCUACGACCCUAUGACGAAGCGGGCCGUGAAAGUUGGACGUGGCACGAUCAAAGACAUGGGAGAGUGGCACCAUGUGGCACCCUGUAGUUCAGGUUUCGAAAGUCGUGAAUGGGGGACCCCUAGAUUCCCUGACAAGGCCUUGAAGGGAGCUGUUGAAAUCUGCUGUACUCCAAUAUGAGUGAAACAAGA
Messenger RNA from Cladocopium goreaui, 1768 nucleotides. The record is from the annotation of a GenBank genome assembly. NCBI's taxonomy places the organism in Eukaryota, Dinophyceae, Suessiales, Symbiodiniaceae.